Molecule: messenger RNA, 2127 nt
Organism: Salvia splendens (bonfire salvia)
Lineage: Eukaryota; Viridiplantae; Streptophyta; Magnoliopsida; Lamiales; Lamiaceae
Product: clathrin coat assembly protein AP180-like
Exons: 1
Coding region: 230-2065 (611 amino acids)
Biological process (GO): clathrin-dependent endocytosis; vesicle budding from membrane; clathrin coat assembly
Cellular component (GO): clathrin-coated vesicle; clathrin-coated pit
Molecular function (GO): 1-phosphatidylinositol binding; clathrin heavy chain binding; phosphatidylinositol-4,5-bisphosphate binding
Source: RefSeq, a predicted model, not a curated record
GAGUUGUUAUUUAUGAAAUACUCCAUAUCUUAAUGAAAUACUAAUAUUUUUCACUACAAAAAAGGCAUAUGAUCCGAUUUAUAAGACAUAUAAUUCGGAUUUAUUCAAUGCUACACUUGUUCGUACAUCCUAAACUCAAGGAAAUAACUCAACUUUCUUCAGUCAACAUCUCUCAUAUCAUCAAUCUUCUUACAUAUCUCUUCCCCUAUCGUUCUCUCUCUUAUCCACAAUGCCAAGCAAGCUCAAGAAGGCCAUUGCUGUCGUGAAAGACCAAACCAGCAUCAGCCUCGCCAAGGUCUCAAGCAAGGACUCCGCCAACCUCGAGGUCGCGAUACUCAAGGCCACGAGCCAUGAGGAUGUCCCCAUCAACGACAAGUACGCCUAUGAGGUCCUUCGGCUCGUGUCCUCCAACAAGAUCCACGCGGCAGCCUGUGCACGUGCCAUCGGCAAGCGCAUAGGCCGCACGCGCAACUGGAUCGUCGCCCUGAAAUCCCUGAUGCUUGUCCUCAGGAUCUUCCAGGACGGCGACCCUUAUUUCCCGCGCGAGGUCCUCCAUGCGAUGAGGCGCGGUGCUAAGAUCCUCAACCUCUCGAGCUUCCGCGACGACUCCAACUCGAGCCCGUGGGACUACACCUCCUUCGUCCGCACCUUCGCCCUCUACCUCGACGAGCGCCUCGAGUGCUUCCUCACGGGGAAGCUCCAGUGCCGCCAGGCGCUAGAUGGGGCCGCUGAGGCCUCCUCGGUCUUCCAGCGGAGCCGGAGCAAGAUCAUCAGCGCGGCCGAGCCGGUCCGGGACAUGAAGCCCGCGAUGCUCCUCGACAAGAUGUCGUAUUGGCAGCGACUUCUUGAUCGAGCCCUGGCUACACGGCCGACAGGGUGCGCUAAAGAGAACCGGCUCGUCCACGUGGCGCUCUACGCCGUGCUUAAGGAAAGUUUCGAUCUUUACAAAGAUAUAUCCGAAGGGCUUUCCCUCAUUCUUGAUAGCUUCUUCCAUUUGCAAUACCAAAAUUGUGUCUUAGCAUUCCAAACAUGUAUCAAAGCUGUGAAGCAAUUUGAAGAAGUCUCUUCUUUCUUCAGCCUUUGCAAAAGCUUAGGCAUCGGAAGAACCUCCGAGUAUCCGAUCAUACAAGCGAUCUCUGACGAAUUGAUUGAAUCUCUUCAAGAAUUCAUGAAAGAUAAAUCCUCGUUCACCAACAAGCCGAUGGUCCCUAACCAUAUGGCCGCCCCAGCGCCUCCGGCACCCGCGCCGUUGCGGACUAGGUCGGCCCGGGGCCAGAGCUACGGCGCGCAGUCGGACUUCUCGGUAACGACGGACGGCUUCUCGGACGAGGGCUCCGAGGCCGGGUCACACGCACCGAGCGCCUCAAUUGAUGACCUAAUCCGGGGGGCCGGGACGUGGAAGAGCCGUGGAAUCUCGAUUGAUCUCGAGGCGUAUUCGUCGUUCAAGCCAGACGAUGCGUUUGGGGUGAGCGACUCUGGCUCUAGCCGAUCGCUGCCGGUGACGAGCUCCGGCCUCGAUAUGAUGUCGGUCGACGACUGGUCAACGGAGGACGAGGACGAAGACGAGGACCGGAAUAAGGGCCGCCGGCGGAGGGAGAAAUUGGGGACAUUGCUAUCGAAGAACUGGGAAACUGUGCUAGCUGAAUCAGCACAAGCACCACCGGCGGGGAUGACGCCGAUGCCUCUUAUCGACAUUAACUCAAACACCUUCUGUGCAUAUUCUGAAAACUCGCCGUUAGCGACGGGGGUCGAGCAGGAUUUCGUCCUAUUUGAGGUGGCGGGGUCGGAACCGCAAACGCCGGCUAGUCAGCACUACAAUCCGUUUCUAGAGGACAUGACGGAAAUGGCGGAAGCGGCGGCGACUCCGACGUUUCAAGCGACGCCGACGUUUUCUGCGGAGAAUCCGAAUGUGGGUUUGAUUGAAGAUGAUCCUUUUGAUUCUUGGGCUGAUUUUCCCGGCGCUCAAGGUGCCGGCGCCGGUGACGGCGGGGAUGAGCAGAAUUUGAAGGAGCAGCAAGAGCUGUGGCUGCAAAAUCAGAACAAGAUUUUAGAUAAGAAUUGUUAGGUUAGUUAUUAUGUAGUGUGGAUUAUUUGUCAUAUGUAAUUUCCGUUUUACAAAAUUUUAGU